AUGGCCUGCUGUUUAUGUGCGAAAUAUUUUCUUCUAUUCUUCAAUUUAAUUAUUUGGUUAUCAGGUGGUGCUUUUCUUAGUUGUGGAAUACUUGUUUUAUAUAAACGAGAUUUACAUGAAUUAUUUGCAUUAUUAUCUUAUGAUUCACGUCUUGUACCAUCAUUUCUUAAUGUUGGUUAUGUAUUAAUUGGUGUUGGUGCACUUGUGUUUAUUGUUGGUUUACUUGGUUGUUGUGGUUCUGUACGAGAAUCUCGACUUUUACUUGGACUUUAUGUAUUUUUUAUUAUACUUGUCAUGGGUGGAGAACUUGUUGUCGCAAUGUAUACGGUUCUAUUAGGUGAUGAAUGGGAUACAAAAUUACCGAGUACAUUAAAAAGACGUCUUCAAACCUAUAAUUAUUCAACACCACAUCAAUUUGAAUUUGAUUUGGAUACUGUUCAUAAGCAGUUUGUUUGUUGUGGUAUUGAGGGUCCAUCCGAUUUUUAUGCUAAUAAUGAUUAUAAACUAUAUGGUAAUCGUCUUCCUUCAUCAUGUUGUAAUCGAUUAUUAUUAAAUGGUGUUUGUAUUGAAGCUGAUUCUUAUCGAUUAGGAUGUUUUCAAAUAAUAAAUGAAUAUGUACAAUUUUAUUCGAAAUUAAUUGUUGCUAUUGGAAUUGGUAUUGCUGUAUUUGAAUUAAUUGCAUUACUUAUGGCUGUAUGUGUAUGUCGCAAUACAAAAGAUGAAGAUGAAUUUGAUUAA
Adineta steineri is the source of this 738-nucleotide messenger RNA. The record is from the annotation of a GenBank genome assembly. NCBI's taxonomy places the organism in Eukaryota, Metazoa, Rotifera, Eurotatoria, Adinetida, Adinetidae.